Gryllus bimaculatus (two-spotted cricket) is the source of this 447-nucleotide messenger RNA. NCBI's taxonomy places the organism in Eukaryota, Metazoa, Arthropoda, Insecta, Orthoptera, Gryllidae. The record is from the annotation of a GenBank genome assembly.
AUGUGGCAAUCUGCAUGUUGUUCCUUACGACUGUGGAACGUUAGCCACGUGACCAAGAGAGUUUCAGCCAGUCCCCUUGGGCCCAGCGCCUUCUUCGCAAUGGCCUGCCCGCCCACUGUGCCGUCCUGUGCUCGCCUCGCCUCGCCGUGCCUCGCUUCGCUUCGCUGCUCGCUGCGUCCACGCGCCUGCGCCCUCGUCCACGGCGAACGCUCGCCUCGCCCCCCCCCCCUCGGUGUUCGCCUGCGCCGCCGCACGGCGCGCCACGAGCGCUCGGGUGUCGCUUCGCGAGCGUUCGCCGCCGUUCGCCGCAGCGGCCCCGCGCGCCGCGCCGUCGCCGCGCCGCGUUCGCCGAUCGUUACUCAGCCCUGCGCCGCACGACGCCGCGCGCGCUGCUCCACGCCGCCCGACGUCCACGCUCGAGCUCCACCAUCACUUUCUAAUGGCUAA